ACAGAAAUGGAGAACACAACCGUGGUGACAGAAUUCAUCCUAACUGGACUUUCCAAUCUCCCAGCUGUCCGCUUCUCCCUCUUUGCUGCCUUUUUGCUCAUCUACCUGGUCACCCUGGUGGGAAAUGGAACCAUCCUUCUUGCCAUAGGAGUUGACUCUCACUUGCAGAACCCCAUGUAUUUCUUCCUCAGUAACCUUUCCUUGUUGGACAUCUUCUGCCCCACAACAACGGUGCCCAAGAUGCUGGAGAACCUCUUGUCAGAAAGUAGUGCCAUUUCAUUUGUCGGCUGUGUGUUGCAACUGUACUUCCUGGUAGCCCUGGCUGGGACAGAGGUCUUCCUUUUGGCUGCCAUGGCUUAUGACCGUUACGUGGCCAUAUGUAAUCCCUUGCGGUACACGGUCGUUAUGAGCAAGAGACGUUGCCUUCAGAUGGUUGCUGGCACAUGGAUAAUUGGGUUCCUCAAUUCUCUGCUGCACACUGUCAUGACUUUCACUUUGCCUUACUGUAAAUCCAACAGGGUCAACCAGUACUAUUGUGACAUCCCACCAGUGCUGGCCUUAGCAUGUGCUUCCACCGAUGUGGCUGAGAUGGUUGUCCUUAUUGUUGGUGGCAUUUUUGGUGUGGGCGCUUUUCUGGUCACACUGGUCUCCUACGUUCAUAUCAUCUCCACCAUCCUCCGGAUCCGUUCCACAGAGGGGAAGCGUAAGGCCUUUUCCACUUGUGCCUCACAUCUGAUGGUGGUGUGCCUUUUCUAUGGGACAACCAUCUUCACUUACAUAAGGCCUUCCUCCAGCCACCAUCCAGACCAAGACAGGUUGGUGAGCAUGCUAUAUGGGGUGAUCACCCCUAUGUUGAACCCCUUGAUCUAUAGCCUCAGAAACAAGGAGGUGAAAGGGGCCUUGAAGAGAGCCAUAAUUCUUAAAAGGUACUAA
This is a messenger RNA of Varanus komodoensis (Komodo dragon), 933 nucleotides long. Its product is annotated as olfactory receptor 5V1-like. Bases 7 to 933 code for a protein of 308 amino acids. Gene Ontology annotation, molecular function: olfactory receptor activity; G protein-coupled receptor activity. The transcript has a single exon. Gene Ontology annotation, biological process: G protein-coupled receptor signaling pathway. Gene Ontology annotation, cellular component: membrane. NCBI's taxonomy places the organism in Eukaryota, Metazoa, Chordata, Lepidosauria, Squamata, Varanidae. The record is from RefSeq and is a predicted model, not a curated record.